Messenger RNA from Austrofundulus limnaeus, 3054 nucleotides. It is a transcript of the gene flrt2, whose product is annotated as fibronectin leucine rich transmembrane protein 2. Lineage: Eukaryota; Metazoa; Chordata; Actinopteri; Cyprinodontiformes; Rivulidae. Gene Ontology annotation, molecular function: protein binding. The transcript is spliced from 2 exons. The record is from RefSeq and is a predicted model, not a curated record. The coding region runs from base 950 to 2929 and encodes 659 amino acids.
AGAGAGAGAGAGAGUGGGAGAGGUGAGCGGAGCAGCCGCGUGCACGUCGCACUAUCAACUGAAUCCAUCUUGYCGAAGAACUCGCAGGGAGUCCGGCUCUAAGCUGCGCAGGAAGGAAGGGCGGAAACAGAAGACAGAGAGSCCGGGACUUUGCUGACGGACGGACGGACGCAGCCAUGGCCAGCCGUGGACACUCAGAGCGCGUCAUGCUCCGCAUGGAGAGGGAGAAGUGCCCCUCUUCGCUUCUUGUGCGCCGCAGACUGUGUUAAAUCCAGUCUGCUCUUUUUUURUUCUUCUUUUUUUUCUUGGAAGCUCCCAUGUGAAGCACCGGAGGGAGGGAAGGAGGGGUGAGGAUAUGCRGUUCCGUAGCCUCUCCGGGUUCACGCUUACGAUCGGAGCCGACCUUUACGCGCGAUCCUCCGGCAGGACCGCAUGAAGGACGGAAGCACGGAGACAGACGGGAGGGAAAGUUAAACAGUGGAGUGUUUUUGUUUUUCUCUCCCCGAACGGAUCCAAGCCCGCUGAAGGACCCUGGAUCCCAAUGUCACCCCCUCUGGGCUCUGCGGUGGUCGGGGACCAGCAGUGUGUGACGGACAGGCGAGCGCCGCCUGCGGAGGCCUUCUGCUGCGUGUCUUCAAAUUGGACCUGGCUGAGCUCUGCGUGGAGCAACGAAUGAAGAGCCCUGGCUAUGGUCUGAUAUCUCAGCAUGGAUGGAGUCAGUGAGAGGACGGGACACCAUAAAUGAGACCAUCGCUCUUCAGCAGAGGACUAGCAUUUUACAGGAUUACUCCCUUUGUUUUCACUUCCAGCUGACUGUUUCAUUCCCAGACUCUCCUAGGUGGGCUUUUUGUGGCUCUGGCUUUUGGUGGAUACYUACAUCAUAUCCUUUUUGAUUUUAUUUCCUUUUUUUUUUUUGUUGCCUUUCCUUUUCUCUCUCUGUUUUUUCACUAUGGAGUGUCUGGUUGGAACCUGGAGUAAAGAUUGGGCUUCAUUCUUGCAGUUCUGGUUAACUGUAAUACUGAGCCUCCAAAUGCAAUUCAGCCCCAUUGCUUCCUGUCCAAUAGAGUGUCGUUGUGACAAAACGUUUGUGUACUGCAAUGAACGCAGCCUGACAUCAGUGCCUCUGGGGAUAGAGGACGGCUACAAGGUCCUCUACCUUCACAACAACCAGAUCAACAAUGCUGGCUUCCCUGUGGAACUUCACAAUCUGGUCUCGGUUGAGACCGUGUAUCUCUAUGGAAACCAGCUUGAUGAGUUCCCUAUCAAUCUACCCAAAAACACCAGGGUCCUACAUCUGCAGGAGAACAACAUUCAGACUAUUUCCAGAGUAGCCCUGGCUCAGUUGACUAAACUGGAGGAGCUGCACCURGACGAUAACUCUAUCUCCACAGUAGGGGUGGAGGAAGGGGCUUUUAGGGAGGCYCUGAGCCUUAAACUCCUUUUCCUCACCAAAAAUCACUUGAGCAGUGUUCCAAUUGGCCUUCCCGAGGACUUGAAGGAGCUACGGUUGGAUGAGAACCGGAUCGCUAUAAUAGCAGAGGAGGCCUUUCAGAACGUGACGCGCCUGCAGCGCCUUCUGCUGGAUGGGAACCUGUUGACAGAUGAGGGUAUUGCACCAGGAACCUUCCAGGAUCUCUCCACCCUGCGUGAGCUGGCCCUGGCCCGCAAUUCCCUUACCUUUCCCCCGCCCCUCUUACCCAGCCAGUCACUGGUCAAACUUAGUCUGCAGGAAAACCAGAUAGACCAGAUCCCCGUGGCAGCCUUCACUGACCUUAAUAGGCUGGAAAAACUGGAUAUAUCUAACAACCAACUUCAGACUCUGACACAGGGUGUAUUCGAUGGCCUGUCAAGCCUGAAGCAUCUCAUGGUUCGCAACAACCCCUGGCGCUGUGACUGUGCUGUGAAGUGGGUGGUGGUGUGGCUCAAGUCUUUACCGUCCUUCAUCAAUGCCCGGGGGUUUGUGUGCUCCAGUCCAGAUAAGGUGCGUGGCAUGACAAUCAGAGAGCUCACGCUUGAUAAUAUUGAGUGCCCGGUUUAUCCCGACCAGCCAGCCUGGCCCACACUUCGCUCCACGCCCCCACCCCCACCGACCACCACCUCCAUCACCACCAUGAUCUCCACCCUCAUCACCACAUCCAUCCCUUACUACUUUGACUCCCCCUCCCCUCCUUUAUAUCCAACCUAUAACAACCCGGGGCCCCUUCCCCCCUAUGAGGACCCCCUUCAGAUAUCUUUCCACGUGGUUAACUCCACCAACAUUGAUGUGAGCUGGGUUUCUUAUUUUACAGUUAUGGCCUACAAAGUCACUUGGGUCAAAAGGGGCCAAAGCCAAAUAAAUGAAGGGAUGCGGGAGAGGACGGUGAGUGGGGACCAGCGGUACCUCAGCCUCACUAACCUUGAGCCGCGCUCCGUGUAUCGGAUCUGUGUUCACGUUCUGGACAGCUUUAACUCCUACAGGCCCGGAGAGGAUACUAUUUGCUCCGAGGCCAGGACCAAGCUGCCUCCUUCGACUAAGCCUCCCGGCAAAGAGCAGGCGCCUCAGGACAGCAUCAACUCUACGCUGCUGAUGGCCGGGAUUAUAGGUGGGGCAGUUCUGAUCAUCCUGGUGACGUUGUUGGGCCUCUUCUGCUGGCACAUGCACAGGAAGAGCCGUUCGUCUUCAAACAAGUGGAAAUACAAUCGCGGCCGGAGAAAAGACGACUACUGUGAGGCGGGGACCAAGAAGGAUAACUCCAUUCUGGAGAUGACUGAGACCAGUUUCCAGAUAGUGGCUCUGAACAAUGAGCAGCUGCUUAAGGGAGAUUUCCGUAUUCAGCCCAUAUACACGCCCAACGGGGGCAUUGGAUUUAGAGAUUGUCACCUCAGUAACAACAGCAUAGCCUACUGCAAGAGCAGCAACGUGCCCAGCGCAGAGUUCUGCCACACGUGAUGUAACUCUCAGCACAGUGCUGUCCAAACAGACYUUUAAGAAACCAUGUUUGUGUAGAAAACAGAAAAUCAAAAAAAUUCUAGUAAAAUAUAACUGUACUAUAUAUAAAUAUAUAUAUAUAUAUA